This is a messenger RNA of Adelges cooleyi (spruce gall adelgid), 1087 nucleotides long. RefSeq lists its product as uncharacterized. Lineage: Eukaryota; Metazoa; Arthropoda; Insecta; Hemiptera; Adelgidae. The coding region runs from base 109 to 744 and encodes 211 amino acids. The record is from RefSeq and is a predicted model, not a curated record. The transcript has 12 exons.
UUUUUUUAUAGCUAUGUACUUGCACUUGUAGAGAAGUUAAAAAAUAAAUAUUCACCUAAUGCAGCUAACAAUACGUUUACUAAGAUUAACAAGUUACCGCAGAUAAAAAUGGAACUUUUAUGUAUUUUAAUAUCACUUGCCUUGGUAAAUAAUUUGGUAGCUGCGUUAGAUGAAUAUCAUAAGCAAGUUAUCAUAACCAACCAACAUAUCCAGCGUGCAGGAGUGCGAUUGCCGGAAAUCAUUAGAAACAUUGUUCGCAGACCUUCUUCGAUGAAGAAAAUGGCUCUUAUGUUGGCAGCACCGGAAAGUGAAAACGAAAACAUUGAAGAGAAGUUAUGGUACCAGAGUUGUUUGCAAACAGAAAUAAUAGAAGCCACUGGUAUCAAUGUACCUGAGAUAAACGAAGGAGAUUAUAAAAACUUUGAUCUGGCAGAUUUUGGACGUAAAAGAAGAAAUAUGACUGGUCCAGCUGUAAAGGCUUUUAUCCGUAGUCUAAUACGCGGAGACACCAAUUUCAAUGUGGAUUUUUCAAAUUAUAGUAUGUGCCGUUUAUUAGGAUUGUUCAAUAGUAUACGACACCCAGAAGUUUAUGUAGACAAUGCUAUUCUCGAUAUUAAUAGAGUUUGUUUCCUAUUACAUCUGGACAUGAAUAUUAUUAGAUACAAAACUAUUAACGGCAUUAUUUGGCAAGUUCACGCUGACUUAACUCCAUUUCAGCAACUUUCUGUGCAGAUACAAUUUUAAGGACAACCUAUUCUAUAGUAUAACUAUUAUCGUUGUUGUAUAUAAAUUGUUUUUACAUACCUUCUUCUAUUCAAAUUGUCAAUUAAUUUUAUGCAUUUAACAAUAAACCGUUUUAGUCACGAUUAUAAGCCCAUUUGUUGCUCGUUUGAAAAGAUUUUAAGAGGUAUAGUAGAUAGUGGGUAUUUUAUACCUUGUCUGCAUUGUAAUAGAAAUCAUAAAUAAUGUAAUGUAUAAUUGCGAAAAUGUUUUUGUUUUUGUAAAUAAUAAAAUCUUAAUAGUUUGUAGUAAAUCUGAUAGAUGUUAUCUGCUAUUACUUGUUUACAUUGCCAUAGGCUUUGUGAAA